Messenger RNA from Solanum stenotomum, 2148 nucleotides. RefSeq names its product TMV resistance protein N-like. The coding region runs from base 3 to 2060 and encodes 685 amino acids. Gene Ontology annotation, biological process: defense response; signal transduction. Lineage: Eukaryota; Viridiplantae; Streptophyta; Magnoliopsida; Solanales; Solanaceae. Gene Ontology annotation, molecular function: ADP binding. The record is from RefSeq and is a predicted model, not a curated record. The transcript is spliced from 3 exons.
UCAUGUUGGUACUGCUUACUUCUAUUCAAUGCUACAACAUAUACCAGUUGACUUUUCUUAUUUCAACUCACAACCACUAUCAAUCCACACACUUCUUUUCUUUCUUCUCAAUUUUCAACAAAUUAAUUGAAUCCAUGGCAUCUUCUUCUGUGAGUACUUCACAGUAUUCCCCUCAAUGGAAGUACAUUGUAUUUCUAAGUUUUAGAGGUGAAGAUACUUGUAAAACAUUUACGGGCCACUUGUUUAAAGGUUUGAAUAACAGGGGAAUAUUCACUUUUCAAGAUGAUAAAAGGCUAGAGUAUGGCGAUUCGAUCCCAAAAGAACUCAUCAAAGCUAUCAAAGAGUCUAAAGUUGCCCUUGUUGUAUUCUCAAAGAAUUAUGCUACAUCGAGGUGGUGCUUAGAUGAACUAGUGAAAAUCAUGGAAUGCAAGGACAAAAAUGGACAAACAGUCAUAUCAAUCUUCUAUGAUGUGGAUCCAUCACAUGUUCGAAAUCAAAAGGAGAGCUUUGCAAAAGCAUUUUCCCAACACGAAUUGAAGUAUAAGGAUGAUUGUGAGGGGAUGCAGAAGGUGCAAGGGUGGAGAACUGCCCUAACUGCGGCAUCAAAUUUAAAAGGAUAUGAUAUCCGUGAUGGGAUUGAAUCUGAGAAUAUUCAGCAGAUCGUCGACCACAUCUCCAAAUUAUACAAGAGUGCUUAUUUUUUAUUUUCUUCGCAAGCUGUGGGAAUAGAUACUCAUAUAGAGAAAGUAGAGCACCUACUUGAGAAAGAAAUGGAUGAUGUUCGGAUUGUAGGGAUCUGGGGAAUGGGCGGAAUAGGUAAAACGACAAUAGCAACAACAAUCUUUCAUAAAUGUAAUCUAUCUGGUCAAUUUGAAGCUGCUUGUAUUCUUGAUGAUGUUAAAGAAAAUGCCAAAAAGAAUGGAUUGUGCUUUUUACAAAAUAUCCUUCUUUCUGAACUAUUAGGAGAAGAAGAUAAUUAUGUCAAGAGUAAGCAUGUGGGGAAAGUCAUGAUUCCAAGCAGACUUUGUUCUAAGAAGGUGUUAAUUGUGCUUGAUGACAUAGAUCAUAGUGAUCAUUUGGAGUAUUUAGCAGGUGAUCUUUGUUGGUUUGGUAAUGGAAGCAGAGUUAUUGUAACAACUAGAAAUAGAGAUCUGAUAAAGAAUGAUAAUGCAAUAUAUGAUGUGUCUAUGCUACCUGAUCAUGAAGCUAUGCAAUUGUUCAAUCAACAUGGUUUCAAAAAAGAAGCUCCAGAUGAGCUUUUUAUGAAUCUCUCCUCGGAGGUAGUAAAUCAUGCUAAAGGCCUUCCUUUAGCCCUCAAGGUGUGGGGUUCUUUGUUGCAUAACAAAGGAUUAAGUCGGUGGGAAAGAACUGUCAUCAAAAUAAAGAAAACAUCUAGUUUAGAUAUAGUUGAAAAGCUCAAAAUAAGUUAUGAUGGGCUGGAGCCCGAAGAGCAAAAGAUAUUUCUAGAUCUGACAUGUUUCUUUCGAGGAUAUACAAAAAAAGAAGUCAUACAAAUCCUUGAGAGCUGUGAUUUUGAAGCUGAAUAUGGAUUGGAUGUCCUAAUUGAUAAAUCUCUUGUGUUCAUCUCCAAGAUUGAUAGGAUUGAAAUACAUGACUUGAUGCAAGAUAUGGGUAGAUAUGUGGUGAAAUUGCAAAAAGAUUCUGGAGAACCUAGCAGACUAUGGAAUGCUGAAGAUUUCAAUGAAGUGAUGGUCAACAAUAUGGGGAGCAUAACAGUGGAAGCUAUCUGGUUUACUUAUUUUGAACAAAUAUGCUUUAAUAAAGAGGCAAUGAAAAAUAUGAAAAGGCUUAGGAUAUUAUACAUAGCCAACGGCAGGCUAAACCGCUCCUCCUCAUCCCACUCUCCGAUUGAUUUAAAAUACAUUACCCGCGGCUCCAUUGAGUGCUUGCCCAACAACCUGCGGUGGGUUUUUUGGAACAACUAUCCUUGGGAGUCAUUGCCAAAAAAUUUUGAACCUCAAAGGCUUGUUCAUCUCUCUCUCAGGGGGAGUUUGCUGCAUGAUCUAUGGACAAAAAGAAAGGUACAAUUUAUUCAUUGAGAUACUUUCUAUUUUGGCUUUUCCUAGAAUUAUGAUAUAUGUGUUUAAAUGAAAUAAGAUAUUAGUUCCAUUAAAUUCAAAUGCACUA